Molecule: messenger RNA, 3931 nt
Organism: Monodelphis domestica (gray short-tailed opossum)
Lineage: Eukaryota; Metazoa; Chordata; Mammalia; Didelphimorphia; Didelphidae
Source: RefSeq, a predicted model, not a curated record
AUGCUGAGCCCAGGCCGUGCUGGGAGCCCAGACGCCUGGGUUACUCACACAUUCCUGGCCCAGGUGGGGAGAGUGUCAAAACAGCCCCGGGAUUGCACAGGAUGGGCCGAAUUCACGGGGUCUACGGAGUCCUGGGAGUCACCGGUCCCUGUCCCGACCUGGAUCCCUCCUCGUCUUUGUCUCUCUGGCCCUGGGGCACUAUCAGUGCUGAACUGCCUCGGUCUGCCCAGCCAGGGGCUCCUGCCACCGGCCCCUCCCUUCCUCUGGCUCAGGACGCCUGGUUCUCCUAUCUGGCUGUCUGCGUGUCUGUCUGCCUGCCUGCCUGCCUGCUGGCUUACCCCUUUCUGCCCCUUUCUCCCCCUUUCUGUUUUUCUCAUCACUUUCUCUGAUAGCUCUCUUGCUGCCUCUCUUCCUGUCUGCUUGCCUUCUUUGUCUGUCUGUCUUAUCUCUUCUCUCCCCUCCCUCCUCUCUCCUCUCUCUCUCUCUCUCUCUCUCUCUCUCUCUCUCUCUCUCUCUCUCUCUCUCUCUCUCUCUGUCUCUCUGUCUCUCUCUCUGUCUCUCGCUCUGUCUCUCGCUCUGUGUCUCUGUCUCUGUCUCUGUCUCUCUCUCUCUGUCUCUCUGUCUCUGUCUCUGUCUCUGUCUCUCUCUGUCUCUGUCUCUCUCUCUCUCUCUCCCUCCCUCCCUCCCUCCCUCCCUUCUCUCCCCUCUCUUCCCCCCUCUCUCUCCCUUUCCCUCUCCCUCUCUCUCUCUCUGUUUCUCCCUCCCUCCCUUCUCUCUCUUUCUCUCUCCCUCCCUCCAUUCCCCCCUCUCUUUCUCUCUCUCCCUCCCUUCUCUCCCCUCUGUCCUCUCCCUUUCUCCCUCCCUCCUCUCCCUCCCCUCUCUCCCCUCUCUCCUCUUUCUCUUUCUUUGCCUCCCUGCCUCCCUCCCUUCUCUCUUUCUCUUUCUCCCUCUCUCCCUCCCUUCUUUCCUCUCUCUCCCUCCCUUCUCUCCCCUCUCUCCUCUCUUUCUCCCUCCCUCCCUUCUAUCCCCUCUUUCCUCAUUCUCUCUCUCUUAACCUCCCUCCCUUCUCUCCUCUCUCUUUCUCCCUCUCUUCUUUCCUCUCUCUCCCUCCCUUCUCUCCCCUCUUUCUCUCUCCCUCCCUUCUUUCCUCUCUCCUCUUUCUCUCUCUCUUAGCCUCCCUGCCCCCCUCCCUUCUCUCUCUUUCUCCCUCCCUGCCUCCCUUCUUUCCUCUCUCUGUCCCUCCCUUCUCUCCCCUUUCUCUCUCCCUCCCUUCUUUCCUCUCUCUCCUCUCUCUCUCCCUCCCUCCCUUCUCUCCCCUCUCCUCUCUCUUUCUCCCUCCCUCCCUCCCUUCUUUUCUCUCUCUCUCCCUCCCUCCCUUCUCUCCCCUCUCUCCUCUCUCAUUUCUCUUGCUCUGUGUUCUUUUCGCUCUUUCUCUGUAUUUCUCAUCUCUUUCCUUGCCCCUCUCUCUUCUCUCUGUGGGCCUGUCUCUCCCUUUCUCUCUCAUGUCUUCAUCUCUCUGUCUUUUUCUCUUUCUGCCUGACUCCUUGACCAUUCUCUCCUAAAUCCCUUCCUCUCUGACUUGUCUCUUCUCUUCUUUCUUCUCUGUGUGACUCAGUGUCUCUUUGUCUCAAUGCAGACAUUUAUUAAGCUCCUAUUACAUGCAAGGCCCCAUUUUGGACUCUUGAGGAAGGAACCAAGCAAAAAGGAAGGAAGCAAGGAAGAAAGACACACUCCCUGCCCUCAAGGAGCUUACAUUUAUUUGGCCACAAAAUACUAAUAGUGCAGCAAGGACAAAGAUACAAAAAUGUUCUAAAAAUAUCUGGGAGGGUGAGAUUUGUAAAAGAGAUUCAGGAGGGCUUCACAGAAGAGGUGAUACCCCAGUUGAGUGUCAAAUGAUGAGAAGGAUCUGAGAGGCACAGCUGAGGAGAGAGGUCAUUGUAGGCCUCUGGCACAGCCCAUAUAAACAUGCCAAGGGGGGGGGGGUAGGACCAGUCUGACUGAAGGGGAAGGCGUGCAAGGGAGAAUUGUGGGGAGGUCUGAAAAGGAAGAAUGCAGCCAGACUGGGGAGAGCUUUCUACUCCACGGUGGAUUUUGUGUUGUAGCCCAGAGGUCUGGGAGCCUUUGAAGUUCAUUGAGCAGGGCAGUUGACUCAGAUCUAUCUAUGCCUUAGAUAAUAAUUGGCAGUAACAGAAAGGAUGGAGGGCCCAGCUGAGAGGACAUGAAAAUAGUCUGGGCAAGAGGCAAGGAAGGCCUGAGGCCAACUGAGUUUGGUAAAGGGAAGGAUGUUGAAGGAUUGACUAGACUUGGCCAGUGGUUGUCUACGGGAGGGAGGGAGAAGGAAGCGUUUGGGAUGACCCCGCGAUUGGGGUUCCGGCUGUUUCUCUGUGAGUCUCUGUAUUUCUAGCUGUUGGUCUCUGGGUGGUUCUCAGUGUCUUCCUGUUCUCUCUGCUUGUUUCUUCCUGUCUUGUGGUCUUUGUCUCUUCCUCUCACCUCCCACACCAGAUCUCACCCCUCCUGCCUAUCUCCCCAUCCCUCUGCUCUUUCUCAUCCUGGAGGCCAUCGGAUGGAGUGGGUGGUUCCCUCCAGGUCGGGAAAACUCCCCUUUUGCACCCUCCCCAUCCCUUUGGAUAACAGGCUUCUCCGUCCUGGAGCUCCGCUUUCUCGCCAUCGAUGGAGAGGCCUCUUCCAAGUCAGGCAAACCAAAGUUUCCAUCCCCUCCCUGACAUAGACUGUGUGGCCUUGGACAAGUCCUGGUCCCCCGGGUAACCCUUUAGGAUGACAAGGGGCAGAGGGAGCAGGGAAUGCCCUGUGCCAAUGAAGCCACAAGUCCAGGCCCUAACCCCUAAGCCCUGUCCCUUACAGCCCAGGGAAAUGUGGGCUCAGCUGGCCCAGGGCCCCGCCGAAGCUCAUCUCUACUGGGCUAGGGAAGGGAGGGCGCCAGAUAGGGAUCCCCGUGGCAAACCCUCACCCCCAUUAGAUGGGUUCUGGGAGCCCGAGCAUCUCGUCCCGGGCCCUGCUCUCCACCCUCCACCACUCGUGGCCCGAGUCCUCUCUCCCCUGCUGCUCACCGGCCCAGACAGGGUGGCCAUCAGACCUGAGAGACAAGGGCUGGGGGUGGGACGGAGGAUGCCAAAGAACGCUUGAAGGGAACCAGGAUGCCCCGGCCCCUGUGCAGGGCAGAGAUACAUCCCCAUAUGGUCUCCCUCCCGCAAGUACUUCCUGUUUCACCCCCAUCCCCAAGGGAGGGGUGGAGCAGCAGGUGCUGAGGGGGGGAAGGGGGGAUGGGGCUUGUUUACUCCCCAGCUUGGGGAGACUUGGCCCAGCUGGGGAGGAACAUCUCAGACCUGCCCAUCUCGGUGGGUUUCCAAAGAACUGGGGACUUGGGCCUCAAGAGAGAGGAAGACCAGACACCAGAGUCCCCGGGCCAGAGCGGUGGAGGCUAGCCAGGGAGGAUGUCCGAGCCGGAGGCUGAGAAUACCAAGUUCUCUAAGUGGGGAGGGUCAAGCUUUGAGACCCCUGGCUCUGCGGAAGAGGGCUUAGACACAGUCCAUGGGUCCACCUCUCCUGCUGCGAAUGGAGCCCCUUCUUCCCAACGGGCCCCACAUUUAUUAGAUCAUUAGUGGCCAUGACAAAGCUUGGGGGGCUUUGGGGGGAUCCUGCUUCAGGCAUCUCCUGGAUUACGGGGGAGCAAGUUAGAAGUAAGGGCCAGGAAGGGAGGGGAGGAGAGGGCAAAGGGGACAGAUUUAGGAACAUGGAACGUCAGAGCUGGGAAGGACCUUGGAAACCAUCUGGUCCCGAGGAGACGGAGAGCGGGACAAGUCAGAAGACCUAAACGGGGCAGGUUAAGGCAGGUCGAAGCUAGAGACUUCACGCAGGGCCCUCACGGCUUCUCCAGCUGGACAUCCCCCACCCUGAGGGUGGUGGCAUCCUG